AUGACGGAAUAUGUACAAGGAUAUGCGAUCCGUCGAAAUGAGUCGUGCGCAGACAACGAACAGAAAUGCACGAAAAAAGCAACAUGGGGCGACUACCAGGCCUGCUGUCCGGGGAAUUCAUUCUGCUACGAUUCGGACACCGGCAUUCCCAAUAUGAUGUGCUGCCCUAUGGGUAACACCAACUGCACGCAGAGUGUGCAGGAGGAAAAAUCAUGCGCCAACUCGACCUGGAAUUUAUACAAUUGGAGAGGAUAUUUUUGCUGCGAGCAAGGACAACCGGGGUUUUAUGUCAAUGACAGAGUCUUAGUCGGGUGCUCCGAAGACAGCAAACCAGGAAACUCGAGUUUCAAGCUCCUAGACAUUCUUUCUACUGGCUCUGAUUCAACUUCAACGACAAUGUCUUCAUCGACUUCUUUGUCAACCUCACCAUCAACGGCAUCGUCAACACCCACCUCGGCAACUUCCGGAGCGGCAUCAUCAAACUCAGAAAAGUCUUCGUCAACAAACACAGGCGCGAUAGCUGGUGGUGUUGUUGGCGGCGUUGUAGGCGUCGCUGCUUUGCUUGCGAUCCUUUUCCUCGUCAUGCGCCGUCGGAAACAGCAAUCCUCACCACAAUCCCAGCCAAUGCUUGGAGCCCAGAGCGAAUUGCCAUCGCCACCGGUGUAUUCGGAAGCCGGAAGUGGUGAGCCGCGUAAGGAGCUUAGUGGACAAGCAGUAUCAGAGUUGGGUAACAACGCUGUUCGUAGCCCACAAGAGCUGCCGACCACACGUUGA
Molecule: messenger RNA, 774 nt
Organism: Penicillium olsonii
Lineage: Eukaryota; Fungi; Ascomycota; Eurotiomycetes; Eurotiales; Aspergillaceae
Source: the annotation of a GenBank genome assembly